CUGCUCAGUUAGCGUCCGCACUACGAUCAAGGGCGAGUGAAUGCAGGGCCCUGUUGUGUCGGUGAUGGCGGGGUGCUGCGCGUGCUUUGACGUUUCGCGGGGCUGUCCGCAGCUGUCCGUCGCUCGCGGAUCUCGUUGGCGCACCAUCUCCAAAGAACAGCACAACACUGCUGGACAUCGCCCAACACCAUGACGAUCAAAUACCUCAUCCUGCUCUCGCGGCAGGGCAAAGUGCGCCUUGCCAAGUGGUUCACAACGCUCGCCCCCAAGGACAAGGCCAAAAUCGUCAAGGACGUCUCGCAGCUCGUCCUCGCCCGCCGCACGCGCAUGUGCAACUUCCUCGAGUACAAAGACACCAAGAUCGUAUAUCGCCGAUACGCCUCGCUCUUCUUCAUCGCCGGCUGCGACUCCACCGACAAUGAGCUGAUCACCCUCGAGAUUGUCCACCGCUACGUCGAGCAGAUGGACAAGUACUACGGCAACGUGUGCGAGCUCGACAUCAUCUUCAACUUCCAGAAGGCCUACUUCAUCCUCGACGAGCUGCUGCUGGCCGGCGAGAUGCAAGAGAGCAGCAAGAAGAACGUGCUGCGCUGCAUUGGGCAGCAGGAUAGCCUAGAGGACAUGGAGGCCGAGGACGACAUCCACUCAAAGAUUAUGUAGCAUGUCGACGUUGGCCUGUUUCGAAGAGAAGCAUGAACCAUCACUGACCGUGUCGUCCCCGGCACCAGACAGCAGAGGAUUUCAGGGGACGCUUGCGUGACAGCGGCAUCUUGUAGCACU
Molecule: messenger RNA, 780 nt
Organism: Didymella exigua CBS 183.55
Lineage: Eukaryota; Fungi; Ascomycota; Dothideomycetes; Pleosporales; Didymellaceae
Product: AP-2 complex subunit sigma
Exons: 6
Coding region: 190-660 (156 amino acids)
Biological process (GO): vesicle-mediated transport; protein transport
Cellular component (GO): AP-1 adaptor complex; intracellular membrane-bounded organelle
Molecular function (GO): clathrin-cargo adaptor activity
Source: RefSeq, a predicted model, not a curated record